AUGGGCAAGAAAAUAAAAUCCAAGGCCAAGGCCAAAGUCGCAACGGACAAUGAGGCCUCCGGAACAGACGCCGUGCCUCCAAGCUUGUUUGGAAAUAAAGAUGCAGUGAUUGACCCGAUGCUUGCGUCGCUAUUCGCAAAUAGCGCUGGCCCCAUUAAAUCUCCAGAAUUGAAACAGUCGUUACGAAGCAGCGGAGACAAGGAUAAUGCAAGCAAACCGGCAAAGAAGGCAGAACGCGGUGAUAGAAAUAACUCCAAUCUAACCGGCUCUGAGGAACCGGAGCCUGGCAGCGAGGAUGGGGACUCGGUUGAUAACGAUGACGAAAUGCCGGAUGUAUCUAGUGAGGGAGAAAACGACACCGACAAAGGCGCAGAGAACGACCAGGAGCUUGAUGCAAGCCCGGAGGUAUCAGCUAAAUCCCGGAAGCGAAAGCGGGGUGAGCGGGAGGAAGCUUUGGAAGAUUCGUACAUGAGAAAACUAGUCAAAGAAGAGGAAAAGGAUUCCAAGAAACGCGCUGCAGGGAAGGAAACGAAACGGCAAAAGGCGACUUCUGAUGCUACAAAUGACCCUGAGGAUGAGGACUCCGCUUCAGGUGAAGAGACUGAUGAAGGAGAUGGAAUUGAUGGGCCAGACAGCAAUCCGCCACCGGUCCAUGAAUCUCUGUCCGGCAGUUUAGAUCCAGAGGGUCUCCAGAAGUCCGCCCGGACGGUAUUUCUAGGAAACGUGUCUACCGAAGCAAUAAAAUCCAAAGCUGCUAAAAAGACGCUGCUCGCCCACCUUUCUGCGUUCUUCCCAUCGCUACCGGAGUCAUCGACACCACACAAAAUCGAGUCUAUCCGUUUCCGGUCCACCGCGUUUGCAACAGCCGCGGUCCCGAAGCGAGCUGCAUUUGCGAAAAAAGAACUAAUGGAUUCUACGACCCAGAGCACCAACGCCUAUGUCGUCUACACGACUGCCGCAGCAGCACGCAAGGCCAUCAGCCUCAACGGAACAAUUGUCCUGGAGCGUCACCUGCGAGUCGACAGCAUCGCCCAUCCUGCACCAAUCGACAACAAACGCUGUGUGUUUGUAGGAAAUCUCGGAUUCGUUGACGAAGAAACCGCACUGGCAGACGGUGAUGCCGAAAAGAAGCGAAAGAAAUACACCCCACCAGCAGACGUCGAGGAGGGUCUCUGGCGCACCUUCAACCAGCACGCUGGCCCCGUCGAGUCCGUGCGCGUCGUCCGCGAUCCGUCAACGCGCGUCGGCAAGGGGUUCGCAUACGUGCAGUUCCGCGACCAAAACGGCGUCGAGGCGGCCCUGCUCCUCGACGGGAAAAAGUUCCCGCCCAUGCUUCCGCGCAAGUUGCGCGUCGUGCGCGCAAAGCGGAUUUCCAACAAGCGAAACGACGUGGGGAACUCGAAUACCAACCGGACGCGGAUUGGGGGCGCGGAUCCAGGUCUGAAGGGUCGCCGCGCGGCAAAGCUUCUCGGCCGUGCUGGUGCGGCGCAGCUGCGUUCAUCGGCAAGGGAGGAGAUGAGAAAGGAGAAGCGAGGAUCUGACGCGACGGCAUCGCCGUUUGUGUUUGAGGGGCAUCGUGCGGUUGAGGGCAAGAUCGGGACGGGACUGAAGGCGAAGACUAAGAAUCGGGGAAGACCAAAGACGAGGAGUGCAAGGCGGGCCAAGACGUUCAGAGAUUCGAAGAAGAGCAGUAAAUGA
Messenger RNA from Uncinocarpus reesii 1704, 1698 nucleotides. RefSeq lists its product as uncharacterized. Bases 1 to 1698 code for a protein of 565 amino acids. Gene Ontology annotation, molecular function: RNA binding. The transcript has 2 exons. Lineage: Eukaryota; Fungi; Ascomycota; Eurotiomycetes; Onygenales; Onygenaceae. The record is from RefSeq and is a predicted model, not a curated record.